Molecule: messenger RNA, 231 nt
Organism: Puccinia triticina
Lineage: Eukaryota; Fungi; Basidiomycota; Pucciniomycetes; Pucciniales; Pucciniaceae
Exons: 1
Coding region: 1-231 (76 amino acids)
Source: RefSeq, a predicted model, not a curated record
AUGUCUGUGUGUGCAGCUCCCACGGUCCUCGCUCGUACGUCUACUUUCCUUUCUUUCGCGAUCGUGCGGGUUCUACUUGGAGCUGAAACUGAUCAAUGUCUCAUGGUUGGUUGGUUUGGGACGGCUAGGUUCCUGCCGUUCUUCGCCGCUCGUUGGUCUCCCUUUACCUGGUUCCUGGCCGAGCCCCCGUCGCGCUUUCUCGUUUCCGUUCCUUUUUUUAUCUUUGUAUAA